Messenger RNA from Culicoides brevitarsis, 789 nucleotides. Its product is annotated as zinc finger protein 778-like. The transcript is spliced from 4 exons. NCBI's taxonomy places the organism in Eukaryota, Metazoa, Arthropoda, Insecta, Diptera, Ceratopogonidae. The coding region runs from base 1 to 789 and encodes 262 amino acids. Gene Ontology annotation, biological process: regulation of transcription by RNA polymerase II. Gene Ontology annotation, molecular function: RNA polymerase II transcription regulatory region sequence-specific DNA binding; DNA-binding transcription factor activity, RNA polymerase II-specific. Gene Ontology annotation, cellular component: nucleus. The record is from RefSeq and is a predicted model, not a curated record.
AUGCCGAGAAAAACGUUUUGUGACAUUUGCAAUCGUUCUUUCACAAAGAAAAGCAGCUUAGAGGCGCACAUGGAAAUUCAUUUGAGCGAUCUCAUCAAAGAUUAUCCAGACAGUCAAAAAUGCAAACACUGCCCGAGAUUCAUCUUAAAAGAAAACAUGCGAAAACACUGUUUAGAGCAUCACAAAAUGCGAAAAUGUGAAGAACAUUCGUGUGUCGUUUGUAAAGUUGGAUUUCAAACUGCAACGACACUACGAGAUCAUCUAGCAAUCAAACAUUUGGGACAAGAACCUCACAAAUGCAAAAUUUGUGGAAUAAGCGUUUUUAGUAAAAGUUCCUUGAAUGAACACAUUAAAGCGGUGCAUGAGAAAGUUAUUGCCGCUACAUGUAAAAAAUGUGGAAAAACGUUUGGAUACAGAGCUGGGUACAAUGCUCAUUUGAAAACGCACGAAAAGAAGCCAUUUAGUUGCACUGUCGACAAAUGUCCUCAAAGACACAUCGAAUCAAUUCAUUUAAACAAUGUCCAUCGAACAAAAUGCGAUUUUUGUCACAAAAUGGUAGUGACUCAUCAUUUAAAGGAACACAUUCAGCAUGUGCACGAAAAAAUCUUUAAUUUCAAGUGUGACAUUUGCCAAAAAGGAUUUCGGACAACAACAAAACUGCGAGAACACCUCAUGGUGAAGCAUUUAGAACAGAAGCUUUAUGUCAGUUGUUCAAGUUGUCAGUUGACAUUCUCAAAUAAAGCCUCUCAGUUUGCUGUUCGCAAGUAUGGACCAAGAGAUAUUCCUUAG